CUUGGUUAUAUGUUCCCGUGUUUUAGCAUAUCUAUCUAGGGCUGCUUUUUAAAUCUCUUUAAAUAUGGCGACAGUUGGUCUUGACGUUGGUGGAUUUACCACCAAGGUUUGUGUAUCUUAUUCUGGCAGUGAUUCCAUAGAGUUGCAUGUUAAUCGUUUAUCGAAUCGCGAGACUCCUACUAUAGUUGCGUUUGACAAGCGUAUGCGGUUGUAUGGUGAAGAGGCUGAACUUCGCAGCAGCAGUCUCCAUUCUACCUCUAUAUACAUUCUACCAUACAUUGUUGGUAUGACGAAAUGUGAAUUUGGCAAAUUCUUCAAGCACCGUAGAUAUUUAUUUCCCAUUAGUUUAGACGGUGAUUGUGACGAGCCAUCUUUUGAUUUGAAGUUUGACGACAAGGAUGCUCACGUUGAACCUCGUGACGUGUUUUCAUUUUUUGUGAAUUCAGUUAUUGACACUGUUCGUCAGCACAUGGGAUUGAACCAUCCUCGUGCGAAUAGUGAAAUAACGUUAUGUGUAUCAUUUCCUGUAUACUUCCGUGAGAAUCAAGUUCGUGCUAUGUAUCGUUCAUUAGUAUGUUGGGGUUACUCUGAGGUGCGAUUGUACAAGCAGACUGACUGUAUAUUUAACAAAUGGAUUGCAUCUCACCUUCCUGCUGUUUUUGAUGACUUCGAGCAGAGCACUGGUCAAUCUACUAUGCAUGUUGCAUUCUUAGAUGUUGGAUUCUGCCACUUUGCAUUUUGUGUUGCCGAAUUAACGCGUGGCGAAACAUUGGAGAAACGUGUUUUAUCAGAGAUUUCUAAUGAUGAAGUGGGUACCUACCACAUGAUUGAGUUGUUAGCUGACUACGUUUGCGAAACUAUCAAGGAAACAAAGGAAGAGACUAUUGAGGUCCCAUCUCGCCAAUCAUUCAACAUAUACAAAGCAUGUGCCAAGGCCCUGAAGGAGUUGAGUGUGGUUACUGAGGUAAAGAUUGACUGUGAGAGUGUAUUGGAAUCUGGUGAUGACUUCUCUCUUACAAUUACCCGUGAGAAAUUUGAAGAGAUGGCUACUCCUUUGAAGGAAAAUCUGGAGGGUGUAAUGCGUGCCUUGGUUAGGAAUCUUCCCACGGGUACUUUAUUGGGUAUAGAGGUUUUGGGUGGUGGUUCCCGUGUACCAUUUGUUAAGAAGUUAGCAACUGAUAUAGCUACUGAAUAUGGUGCCACCCAGGGCAUUCGCGUGUCGUUGGACUCCACUUCUGCUGUUGCUGCUGGUGCACUUGGUUUGUUCAAGGAAGGUCUAAUUCCUAUAUUUGACCCUGAGAUGGAGUUCCUCGCUAUAGAGGAUACUGACAUAUCAAAGGCCAUGGAGCGUGAGGACUUUUACGCCAAGGUGGAGAAAGAGCAGCGAGAGAAGAUGUCAAGGAUCAAUGAGAUUGAGCAGUACAUCAUCCAGACUAAGAAUGAUGCUGAAGGCAAGUACAGCAGUAGUUUGAACCUCAGUGACAUUGAACCGUUCCUUCGUGAUUUGGAGCUAUUCAGCUCUAAAGCUGCUGGUAACAGGGAUAUCAAUUCGGAUGAUUGUGAGCACAUGCUAAAGGACUGUCGCCAGAAGGUGGGUGAGGCAUGCCCUGAGUACGUUGCUGCUCUGGAGGCUGCUGAGAAGGCUCGGCAGGAGGAGAUUGCCAAGGCUAAGCGCGAUGCCGAGGAGUACACAUUAUCCAAGGUUAAUAUGGAUGUAACUCUUCCAAGAGCCACUUGUCUAAAGCGUGCUUCUGCUAACAAGGAUGAGGGUAACUCCUUCGUUGCUGAUGGCAAUGUUGAAUUUGCCCUUCAGCACUACAUUAAAGCGUUGCAGUACUGUUCCAAGAUAAGAGACGCCACUGAAGAGGAACGUGCUAUUUUGGAGCCAUUACAGCUUGCUUGUCACUUAAACAUGGCCAUGUGUUACAUCAAGAUAGCCAACCCUCAGUACUACGGCAACGCUAUUGAUUCAUGCUCGAAGGCAUUGGAACUCAGUCCACACAACCCCAAGGCGCUUUACCGUCGUGCCUUUUGUUACGACAAGAUUAACUGCCUUGACGAGGCUGUUGCAGACGCUCGCUUGGGUUUAACCAAGCACCCUGACAACGCUGAACUUAGACAGUUACUGGUCUCAUUGCUGAACAAGGUAAAGCAACACCAAGCGCGUAUGAAGAAGGUGUACGCUCGUAUGUUCUGAGCUAUGGAUGGCGGGAAAUAUUAUCCGUGGCAUUUGUUAGGGCGUGACGCCGAGUACAUGUGUAAGGUAGAGCGUUUGACUCGUAAGUUGAAGCGAGCUUUAUUUUUUGCCCACACGGCAUCUCGUUCACGUUUAGCUCGUGAAUCUGAAGAUUUCGAGGACGUCUGGUUGCCGGAUUCUCCUUCUGAGGUUGAGGGUGUGGUCCGCACUGCUCACUACUGCCAGAAGCAGUUGCAGCAGUUACGCGAGGAGAAGGACCUUCGUGUGAAGGUUGCUGGCCUUCGCGAUGCUUUGGCUAUGUUAGACGAG
Babesia bovis T2Bo is the source of this 2506-nucleotide messenger RNA. RefSeq names its product Hsp70 family protein. Gene Ontology annotation, molecular function: ATP binding; protein binding; ATP-dependent protein folding chaperone. The coding region runs from base 65 to 2197 and encodes 710 amino acids. Gene Ontology annotation, cellular component: cytosol; nucleus. Gene Ontology annotation, biological process: protein folding. The record is from RefSeq and is a predicted model, not a curated record. The transcript has 9 exons. Lineage: Eukaryota; Apicomplexa; Aconoidasida; Piroplasmida; Babesiidae.